Ectocarpus sp. CCAP 1310/34 is the source of this 4283-nucleotide messenger RNA. The record is from the annotation of a GenBank genome assembly. Lineage: Eukaryota; Phaeophyceae; Ectocarpales; Ectocarpaceae.
UACACCACACACAGCAGGGUGGUACCAAUCUUCGACAGCCUCCUCCGUAGAUCGCGGCGAAAAACCAACCGCCGUGUGCCGUGUGCCCGCCCCCGGAGGCAGUUCCUCACCACUUACAGCACUUCUCACCCACGCACCACACGGUUAUCAUGCUGGAGAAGGGCAAACAAUACAAAGACGCGAAAGCCUUGAAGGUACAUGUGGCGGCCCUGUUCGCGGGAGCUGGCCGUAGCUUUCAUUCCGGUAACGGAGGCGGCAGACAAAAGAAGCAUAUCUGCAAUGGCGCCAAAGGAAGAUGUCUGGCUGAAGUGCGCGCCUGCAAGCAGAGGUCGGGAGAGUUCAAGGUGACGUUCAUCAUCCCGGACCACAAUGACUGCUCUGGCGGCAAGGUCGGAGCGAGAUCGGCUGCGCUCGAGGGUUUCGCCAGUGCUGCCAUGGUCAGCAACCCGACCGUGAAGGGCACGGACCUGAAAAGGAGCCUAGAGCAGCAGACCGGGCUCAAAGUCAGCUACAGCGCGGCGUCACGCCUGAAGGUCGCGGCUACAAGGGCGUCGAAGGAGCAACUGGAGCACGGGUACCGCAUCAUGACCUCUUACUGCAAGGAACUGGUGAAGGACUGCCCGGGAUCGAUUGCGGUGGUGCAGAGGGAGACUACCGGCAGGUUCCGUAGUCUUUUCUUCAUGCUCGGGCGUGCUGCGUACGCUGCGGUGCGAAGCCCGAUCAAGGUCGUGGGAAUGGAUGGGGCACACCUCAAGGGAAAGUGGAACGGUCAGAUGCUGACGUUGACGUGCAAGGACGCCAACAACGAGAACAUCCACGUCGCGACGGCGAUCGGACCGGUCGAGAACACCGACCUCUACAAAACUUUGAUCAGAGGUUGCAAGAAGAACCCGAAAAUGAGGGACUUUCUGGAAGACUCCAAGACAACCUUCUACACCGACCAGCACAAGGGGGGGAAAUGUGCGUUGGAGGGCGAGGCUCCGCUGGCGCAGCACCGGAACUGCUGUUGAUGCACUCGCCGAUGCGCUGCGACUCCCUUGGGUGCAAUGUCAACACAUGGGUAUUCUUCGCCUCCAGAGCUCCCACGAAGAAACAGUGCGAGGACAUCCUGAAACACCACGUUCUACCGAGCAAGCCUGUGGCCUAUGCCCAGAUCAUGAACCUCUGGAAGAGGUCUGAGUGGGCUCACUCUGGUGCGCCCCCCGACACCGCCAUCCAAGACGUUGUCACGAACAACAUUUCGAAGCAAACCAACUCGUCGAUUGGUGUCGAGGUUAGGAAGCUACCGCCAUUCGAGAUGAUGAGGAGCAUACUCGCUGAUACCGCCAAGAAGUUCGCCCACCGUGCCACCCUCGGCAAUGGAGCAUGGACUCCCUAUGCUGCCGCGACGUUCGAAGACCAAAGGAAGAAGUCCGCCGGACUCAUCGCCUCCCCCACGGGCAACCAGUUCUACACGGUCGAGAACACCAAUCUCGCCACCCUCAACACCCGCGGCAACAGGGUCCUGCUGAGGUGGGGCGAGCCGGGGCAGAAGACAGAGUGGUCCUGCACAUGCGGGUUCCCCGCGAGGUUCCACAUCCCUUGCUGCGACGUCAUCGCCUUGGCUAGAUCGGAGGACAAGAUGGACGCUGUCAUGGCCCUGAUACAUCCGGCCUAUCGCCUACAAUACCACCGUCGGACCUACGGCGACGACGCGUACCAGGUCAUGCUGCCUGUGCCGUCCACGCUGGAGGAAGAUGACACGCUCCUACCUCCUUUCUGGGUGGCUGGUCAGGCUGGCGCUCCGAAAAAAAAUCCGGGCCGAAGAAGUACAAGAGGAUCCCUGGGCGCGGGGACAAGAACGCGUCGUCGUCGUUCAACAGGCGAGUUUCUGAACUCGGCCCGACUGCAUCCGGAAGCACGGCGGCCCCCUCUCUGUCGCAGGGGGGUGCCACGGCGGCUCCCUCUCUAGGAGUGCCACGGCGGCUCCCUCUUCGUCACAGGGGGGGCGUGCGGGCGGAUCGGUCAUUGUCGGGGGGAUGGUGAUCAACUUGGCACGCUGAGUGCCGGCCGCCGAAUGACGAUGUGUGUGUUGCCGUUUUUGUCCGUGUCACGUACUCCGCGAUGUUUUCUUUCUUUUCUUUUCGUGCCAACCCUGUCCAGUGAAGAAUCGGGGAUCGCGGGCCUUGACACUCGUCUACCCAACGACCAAAUGGGUGAUGACGAUAGUGAAUAAUGGUGGGCAGGGAGGUUUUAUUUCUUUUGCGCUUUCGUCUUUCUUUCGCUGUCGUGUUCCCUGCGGUAUGUUGGCUAAGUUUGGCAUGCAUGGCGUACGAAAAUGUGCUGACCCUUCCGCUUUGAUUGUGCAUCAUUGAUUUGGAUUGUGCAUCGUUGAUUUGGAGCACACACCCUCUGCUGAGUAGGAACGUCCGGGUACACGUUGCUGCUACGCAAGGGAAAUAAACGAGCGUGUCGUGUUGAUAUGUAGAUGCUGGAAGAGGCCCCUUAAUUUUGGUGUGGCAUUCGAGGUCCUUUUGGAGUCCUUUUGAGGGGGGGGUGAGGGGGGCGGGGCGGCCACCGCGUUCCUUUGAGAGAGACGCGUGUUCUCAAGACCAUUUCUUGUUUAUUUCCGACUUUUUUCUCUCUCUCUCUCAUGAUUCGCAUGUUUUUGGGAAAACCGACGCGCAAGUGUUGAAUCGAGACGAAGUAAUGACUGCUGUGUUGCCACAACGCCAAGUUCAUACGAUGUAUGACUGAAAACCUAGUCUGCUAAGGUCAUCCAUGCAUGAUGGGUCCUUUUCGGAGGAUUCCUGAGAGAGGAACACGUGAACGCAGCAUGCGUCAAACACCUUGUCUGUAUGGACUCUUUAUCGGUAUUAUGCAUAAUGGACGAAUUGUGGAUCCGUGCUCCCAUCUAGCUGCCUGGUAAUAUGACUAGACUACAACAAAAGCCCUUGCGGAGCAGCGCGUCACAGCGCAGAGAGGGUGUGUGUGGGUGUUUUUGUCUUGACAUUUUGUUGUGUGGUUGGGAAAAAGAGACAACACUGGGAACAAGUUGGUUCACCUCCACACCACCAGCAUUCUCAUGAGGAAGGAGGACCCGAUCGCCCUCGGUGGCCGUUGGUUAUUUUCCUACUACGUAUUUUGAUUCGUGGGCCCGGGCCCCUCUCCUACAGGGGGUCGAACUCGCUCGAUCCGCGAGUUAGCUCGCUGUGGUGCUCGUACAUUGGGUAAGGACAGAGAAACAAAACGGGCACGACCUGCCUCAUGCUUGCGAGGCACAGCAGCAGCGCAGCAGCAGCAGCGCAGCAGCAGCGCAGCAGCAGCAGCACAGCAGAGCACGGCGGUUGGUUUUUCGCCGCGAUCUACGGAGGAGGCUGUCGGAGAUUGGUACCACCCUGCUGUGUGUGGUGUAUGUGCGGUACAUGGUGUAUCGUGCGGGUAUGUGCGGUACACGGGUUGUUCUGCGGGUUUUAGAUCGUCGGGCGCCAGGAAAAUAUGACCAUUUCUGGGUACAAAAUUGACCACUUCCGGGUACAUCAGUAACCAAUAUCGGUACUCCAGAGCGUCCUAUUGCCAGAAACAGUUGUACCCGAUGGGGUUUUCUCCCAAAAUGGGUACAAUGGUUUUUCGGCCAAUCAGCUGACAGCCUGGGGGUGCAAACGUUUUGAUUUCUAAGUGUACCCGAAAGUGGUGAUAAAGUACCCGGGUAUACCCGUUUCUGGUUAUUGGUCUCAAUAGUACCAUCUGCGGUGCCGCAAUUCCGCUGGUUUUUCGUGGCACCCUGGGGAACACUCAAAACGCCAGAUGGGAUGGAGCUGUAAGGAGGACGGCUGCGAGCGGAAAGGCUCGUAUCGCUACAGAGUCACGCCAGCUCACGGUGGUGAUGUGGCUGAGCUCGCCGCUAGUGCUGUCACCGAGGCCAUCUGCAAUGCUUCACAAUGCUUGCGCCGAGCUGACACCAACAUCAACCGGUGAACCUGCCGCCGCCGAUGCUGAAACCGUCACGGGCGAUGCUCGCAACGGUGGCGUGUCCAGCGGCGCGCUGGGGCGAGAGCACCAGCAAGAUGAGGCGGCACAAAGGCAGAGAAAGUAUAUGAUGAGGACCCCGCCUUUCAGGAAAGUCUCGGGCCUGCCGUCUAAUAAUACGGACUUUGACCGCCUUUUUGUUGAGGCUCGCGAAAAACCGGUGCGGUCUGUAGUGGGACGGCCCGGGUGGAAGCGGUGGUAGCAGAUGGAGCGUAAUGCGGUGGCUGGAAUAGCUUGCGGCUAUCAGAGGCGUCCCGGACGCGGGAGGGGCGGGU